Molecule: messenger RNA, 483 nt
Organism: Mycena citricolor
Lineage: Eukaryota; Fungi; Basidiomycota; Agaricomycetes; Agaricales; Mycenaceae
Source: the annotation of a GenBank genome assembly
CGCAAGUGCUAAGUACUACGGUGCGUGCAAUUGAUCUGUAGACAUGAUCGAGAUCAUUGAUCGGGGACAUGUCUCAUGGCACGUGACACAUUCCCUCUGCUUCCGCAUCUCUACGUACCAAUGGCCGACAAAUUUGACGAGGCUACUCAAAAAGAACUUUCGUCUUUCUUGGAGAGGCAACAAGUCGAAGCGCGUCUCCACUCAUCCAUCCAGACUUUCACCGACACAUGCUGGGACAAGUACAUUGUCGCGUGCAUAACUGGAGCUCCCUCCACCCGGUUUUCGCGUUCAGAGGAGAGUUGCCUGGCCAAUUGCGUUGAAAGAUUUCUGGAUACGUCACUGUUCAUGGUGAAAAAGAUCGAGGACCAGCGAGCUGCGUUACAAGGAGGAAACAACGGGUCUAUCUAACAACGUUAACGGGUCCGAAUAUUACAAGUACCGUAUCACCGGGAAAUCAUCGCCUCCCAACUAGUCUUUCUGCCA